Molecule: messenger RNA, 1814 nt
Organism: Electrophorus electricus (electric eel)
Lineage: Eukaryota; Metazoa; Chordata; Actinopteri; Gymnotiformes; Gymnotidae
Product: sialidase-1-like
Biological process (GO): ganglioside catabolic process; oligosaccharide catabolic process
Cellular component (GO): membrane; cytoplasm; intracellular membrane-bounded organelle
Molecular function (GO): exo-alpha-sialidase activity
Source: RefSeq, a predicted model, not a curated record
UAUUUUUUUUUUGUAACCAUGGACCCAUUUUAUUGGACAACAUGGAUCUUCGUUUUUUAAAGGUUAUUAAUAGUGUGCAUUGCUGCAUUUUAUACAGAUUUCUCUAUGUUGACGCAAAGACAAACUAUCCUUUUCUCAACAAGCGCCUCCUGCGUUUAAUUCUGCUGGUCGCUGGUCAGGAGUGGGGAGCCCACAUGCAACUACACUGACACGCUGAGGGCACUCUGAAAGCCAGGAGAGGUGGUGUUUGCAGAGAACAGCAGGACUAGUCUGAAGUCAAAGCGGCUAUGCAACUGCCUAGGGUGUUGCUUUCGGUUUUUCUCGUCUGCUUAGCCGUCACAGACAACGCAAAGAUUAAUCCCAUUAUUACCGAAGAGAAGCUGUUAUGGAUAGGCGGCAACGCUGGGGAGGUCCACACAUACCGGAUACCCCUGCUCACCUUUACAACGCGUGGCAGUCUGCUCGCCUUCGCAGAGGCCAGGAAGACGUCCUCAGGAGACAUGGUGGCUAAAUUCAUCGCACUGCGACGCUCCACAGACAAAGGAGCCACAUGGUCUCCUACUUCGUUCCUUCUGAAUGAUGGUAUCCACACGGAUGGAUCAAACCUGGGCUCCGUUGUCGUGGAUGAAGACACGGGCGCCGUGAUGCUCAUCUACUCCAUCUGUUUCUACAAUUACCACUGCAGCCCCGCCAGCACCAUGUUGGUAGAGAGCCUGGACGAUGGCCUGACCUGGAGCACGCCACGAAACCUCUCCGUCCAGCUGGGGGUGAAGAGCUUCAUCCCGGGACCAGGCUUUGGGAUUCAGAAGCGCCUUCCACCUGCUAAAGGCCGUCUGGUGGUGUGUGGGCACGGCUCCAUUGAGGGCGAUGGCGUCUUCUGCAUCCUGAGCGACGACCACGGGCGAACCUGGAGGAACGGGGCAGCACUCAAGAGCAUCCCCUACAACCAGCCCAAACAGAGCCUGGACUUCAACCCGGAUGAGUGCCAGCCGGUGGAGCUGGAAGAUGGAAGCAUUGCAGUCAACGUGCGCAACCAGAACAAUUACCACUGCCGAUGCCGGAUGGUGGUGCGGAGUCUGGACGGGGGAGAGACACUGCCCGUGGAGGAGCUGGUGUUUGACCACACGCUGGUGGAUCCUGUAGUGGCAGCUGGAGCCCUGCAGAAAGCGGGCGUGCUAUACUUCACCAACCCAGCCAACUCGCACCUCAGGGUCAAUCUCACUCUACGCUGGUCUCUGACUGAUGGUAGGUCAUGGGAAAAUGAGAUACUACAGAUCUGGGAGGGACCCAGUGGUUAUUCCUCUAUAACAUCCCUGAAAGGAGACUAUACUGAGGAUAGGAAACACAUCUUUGUCAUCUAUGAAAAGGGCCGUAGAGACUAUUGUGAGUCUGUGUCUUUUGCAAAAAUUAACCUAUAUGGCGGCAUAUAGAUCUGGGAAGAUGAAUUUGGAUGUUGGGUAAAAAAUAAAUAGUAGAGGACAUUCAAGGCUCAUGAAGUUGUUUUUGCAUGAUAUUUUCAGGAUGAUUGAAAAUAUGGUGUCAGUUUUCUUUUUGUUUGUAUUUGCACACAUUUUUAAAAUUAAGAGUUUAGUUUUUUAAUCAUUUUAGAAUACCAUCUUAUAUGAUUCAGUCUGAAUUUUGGAUUUUUAUUUUAUACACACUAUUUAAGUAUGUAACAUAGUAAGACUGGAUCAUUCAAAAGGGAAUAUCGGUGUCUUAAUCAGGAGAUACAUUCUAAGACCUCAAAUGUUUUUGAUGAAUGAAUAAUUUAAAAUAAAAUUGUAUGUGAACACAUUUACAUGUGAAAACAUGUA